AUCUUCUUUAUCAUCAAAGUGAUCAACAGAAUGUGUAAAAAAAACUCAGCCUGUAUAUACUCUACAAGAAGGCUGAAGUCUCAUUGGUUAUCCAUAGAGAGCUUGACACAUUGAUGACUAACUUCCAAAGGAUGAUGCACCUCCAAGUACACAAACAGCAAGAAACAUCUCAGUCACAAAACAUAAUACUGACUGUGAGGUCUUUUUGCAGUUUUGGGUUCAUUUUGUUGUAUUCUUUUAUUUAUACAUAACUAAUGAGGAUUCAGCCUUCUUGCAGAACAGGGGUCUCAAACUUAAAUGACCUGGGGGCCGCUGGAGGCAGAGUCUGGGUGAGGCUGGGCCGCAUCAGGUAUACCACAAAAAAAGCUUAGCAGGCGCAGGCUAGGAUAGCAGGCGACUACUACCGGGAUGUUCAUUACCCGCCGCGCGUUUGUUGUUGUAAACGUCGUCAUAGAAACAAGUGAAACAAAUGGCAUCAUAAAGAAAUAUCUUCAUAUUUUUUUAUUGUGCAAGGCAUUUACUAUGGAGUAAAAUGUUUUGAGGAAUAAAUCUCUUUCCGCAAAUGAUUCAGUACAUUUCAUUCAUGUCACAUCAUUGCAGAGCAAACGUGGAGAACAUGAAGCUGGGACAGUGGGACACCAUUAUCCCAUGGUUUGCACCUCCAUGGCUGCAAACCAUGGGAUGGAGCCAUGGAGGCGUUAUUUAUUGGCUUUCAUUUUCUAUAAUAACUCCAUGGAUGCAGCGGCGUUGUCAAAUCAAAUAUGACGUGUGGCACAGCAGCAUCAGCUGUACGGUGUUUUGUUACACUCUGUAUUUAUGAUCUCUGUCGGAUGAACAUAAGUGUGUUCAUGAAAACGUAUAUAUUAACUUUUAAUUCACUUCACAGCGUGGCAUUAUGUGACAGAAAUAUGCACAUACAUUGUGAUCUGCCAGACUUAUAAAGACGCAGAUACACCUGGUUCUGUUUUUUUAAAUGUCACACACUGUGGAAUCACAUGCACGAGCCUCAUUUGCUGUCACAGUGACCCAAAAAUGGAUGUAAAGGUCUUUAAACCUCCGUUUGUACGUCAACUGUUGUGUCCGUUCCGCUCAUCAGACCUCAGUGAGAAUUACGCACAGGCUCUCCAACAGCUGAUCAUUACGCACGGCUGCUGUGGAUAUUUGAAACGACUUUACCCCUAAUUCAUCAUAUUUUUCUGCAAACCGUCACCACCGUAAAGUGUCAGUUAUUAUUAUUAAACAUCAGAAGAAUGAUAAAUGAUUUAUUGAUAGAGCUCGUGUUGAAACGGACUUUACAAAGUGCUUCAAAACAAAAUGAAGUGAUCGUUAACAGAGAGAUGAUGCUGAAAUAAACAGAAUGAUGCUUUUAUAAAGGUUUAAUAAUUCACCUUUGAAUUUUACUGAAGGCUGUAUAGCAAAAAUAACGACACAAUCUAGCGCGAGGUGCGCACAUUCUCAGGGCACACUCUUCCUGUAUAAAUAGCACAGUUGUUGUUAAACAGCCAUAUACUCCUGUGAUUGGCAGGCUCGUUCAGCUCCAGCUUGUGCAAUAAAUGGACCUUCAACACACAACACAGUAAAGUGCCAUUCAUAUAAAACUCGCGGGCCGCACUAACAUUAAACUUUCAUAUCAAGGUGGGGGCCACAAAAUAUCAGACCGAGGGCCGCGAGAUUGAGACUCAUGUUGUAGAGUGUAUACAGGCUACACCUACACCAAAAUGCGUUGGUGAAAUAAAGAAGAUUCUUCCGUUUAGACAGCUUAGUUGUUGCCGAGUUGUUUUUUCGCUGUUAGCUUUACUGAACCAGUCCAGGCUUCUGUCAUUGUUUUCCUCGUCCACACUAAAAUGCCAGGCAGGUGUUUCAGAUUAAUUCCUGCUGCAAAGCUCCAUCUAUGGAGUCAUUAUUAUAACAAAGGUUCAGGAAGAAGACCAAGUCCCUUUCUCUCACGAAAUUCAAUCACCUGCGCCUCACUAAUUCAAUCAUCCGCGCAUACCUAUAUAAGCGUGUCUAACCCCGUUCUCUCCCGUUUGUCUCGCUUACCUCCCGCCGUGCUCCGUGAUCCAAGUUCCUGGCAGCAUACCGCCCACGACUAGAUCCAGCAGUACCAACGUGAUAUCUCCUUCAACACCACAUCCACAUGGAACCCUUCUCCUCCAGACGCCGCGCUUCUGAUCAGCUGGGAUCCAGAGCUCCACACACAUCCACGCCAUGGCCCACUCAGAUGCGGCUCUUUUCCAAGCGAUUAACAUCUUCAACCGGAUGUUUGCUCACCUCCGGCGAGCUCUCAAGGAGAUGGUCGUCCCACUCCUACGAAACGAUGAUGAAGACAAACUUUCCAACUCUAUGCAGACUCUACUUCUAUCAACUCUCUCGCCGGCAGCUCAAAUCCUCCCGCUCUUCCGGGUAAAUUUCCCGCCGACGGGCCGACGCACGGCGCACACUGAUGACGUCACAACGCCGCCUACUACAACAGAGCCCAAACUUCUUCAGCCGGGGCUGAAGGCCAGGCUGAACUCCGGAUACAAAUCCCAUUUCACCGAACCGACAACAAAGCCAGGUUCUUCCUGCUCCUCUCUGCCUCCACCUCCACCACCGCUCUGGACAGCCGCUCAGUUCCGGGUUCCCCGCCCAGCGCCACCCGUACGCCACACGUCGAUGACGUCACGACGCAGCCAACUGCUUCAGCCCUCUCGCAGGGCCAGGCUGCACAAUCAACCCCUGCACGUACAUCCCCUCAUCCCGGCAUCCUUUCCUCUUCCCUUCCGUCAGCUGCAGCUACCUCAGCGCUUUCGGCUCCACCCGCCCCCGCAGCUCUUUUCUUCUCUCUCCUCCCAUAGCCACCACUGGUCCUGCUGUUACCUUAGCCACAGUCGCACCGAGCCACGGUGCUCCCUCUACUGAACCCACUCCAUUCUGAAGCAGAAAGCUCAUCGAGACAUGUCCCCCACCCUGAGUCUCGACCCCCGGGUUCCUAGACGCUCCAGUCUCUUUGUGAUUCCAUUUGGUCCCCGGUCAUCCCCCAGGCCAUCGACCCCCUUCAUCCCUCUCCUCGACCCCCAUCCAGCCCACCAUACACUAUCCUCAU
Molecule: messenger RNA, 3085 nt
Organism: Thunnus maccoyii (southern bluefin tuna)
Lineage: Eukaryota; Metazoa; Chordata; Actinopteri; Scombriformes; Scombridae
Product: leucine-rich repeat extensin-like protein 2
Exons: 2
Coding region: 2209-2901 (230 amino acids)
Source: RefSeq, a predicted model, not a curated record